Gekko japonicus is the source of this 2712-nucleotide messenger RNA. Its product is annotated as CREB-binding protein-like. Gene Ontology annotation, molecular function: histone acetyltransferase activity; chromatin DNA binding; transcription coactivator activity. NCBI's taxonomy places the organism in Eukaryota, Metazoa, Chordata, Lepidosauria, Squamata, Gekkonidae. Gene Ontology annotation, biological process: positive regulation of transcription by RNA polymerase II. The annotation marks the transcript as partial. The record is from RefSeq and is a predicted model, not a curated record. The transcript is spliced from 14 exons. Gene Ontology annotation, cellular component: transcription regulator complex; histone acetyltransferase complex.
AUGACGACCACAGUGACCAACGCAUCGUCAGUUUGUCAUACCAGCUGCACAGGCAAGAUCACUGUCACCCUGCUCCUUGACGGCCAGCCCUGUUCAAUGGAAGUCAAUUCCAGGUCAUCGGUCACCGUCAUCUCUUCAGAGUCCUGGCAGCGGCGAAGUAGGCGGCGGUUGCAGCAUGCGGACACGCGGGUGUCCAACUUCCAGGGCAGAAUCCCGUUGGCCAGCAAAGACACUGUCAAUGUUGAGCCCCGCCAGGCCUUUGCUGUCAGCCCGCCUCGGCCUCACCGCAGCAGCAGCAGCACCUGUCUUUCUCCGCCGUGCUUCCGGGACUAUUUUAGAUCUUUGUUUGAAUUGGAAAACGAUCUUCCAGAUGAGUUGAUCCCUAAUGGCGAGCUGAAUCUUUUAAACAGCAGUGGGAACCAUGUUCCAGAUGCAGCUUCUAAACACAAACAACUUUCUGAUCUUCUGAGGGGAGGCAGCGGCACAUCGUUAAACCCAGGAAUUGUAAACGUGAGCUCCGGUCCCCCGGUCCCCCAAGGAGUCAACAGCCAAGCCCAAGGGCAGUCGAACAGUGUGAACAUUGGCAACCUGGGCGCCAUGGGCAAGAAUCCUCUGAGCCAGGCAGACACGGCUGGGUCCACUCUGGUCAAGCAGGCAGCCAGCACACCUGGGCCCAGCACACCGGCCACCCAGGCCUUGAGCGCUCAGGCCCAGAAGCAAGUCGGGAUGGCGACAAACAGCUCCGCUACCUCUCAGGCCGGAUCUGGGAUGUGCAUCAACAGCGGCUUCAGCCAGGCCCACACGGGUCUUCUCAGUGCUAAUUCGGGCCACAGUUUAAUGAAUCAGACCCAGCAAGGGCAGGUAAUGAAUGGAUCCCUUGGGGCGGCUGGAAGAGGAAGAGGCGCCGGCAUGCAGUACACGGCCCCCGCCAUGCAGGGGAACACGGGCAGCGUGCUCACAGACACCCUGACACAGGUGUCUCCCCAGAUGGCAAGUCACGCGGGGCUGAACCCGACCCAGGCAGGAGCCAUGGCCAAAAUGGGAAUGGCCAGUAACACAAGUCCCUUCGGGCAACAGUUUAGUCAGACUGGAGGGCAGCAGAUGGGGACCGCAGGCGUGAACCCUCGGUUGCCAGCUAAGCCCGGCAUUGGCAGUAGCGCGUCUCCCUUUCCUCCAGACAUCAAGAGUGUCUCAGUUACCAGUGUGCCAAAUAUGCCUCAAAUGCAAACCCAGGUACAGCAGGUGGGAAUUGUACCAACACAAGCAAUGGCAACAGGACCCACAGCUGAUCCUGAAAAGCGCAAACUUAUUCAGCAGCAACUGGUUCUGCUACUUCAUGCUCACAAAUGUCAAAGGCGGGAGCAAGCAAACGGAGAGGUGCGCGCGUGUGCGCUUCCCCAUUGUCGAACGAUGAAAAAUGUUCUCAAUCACAUGACGCAUUGCCAAGCUGGAAAGGCCUGUCAAGUUGCCCACUGUGCAUCAUCACGUCAGAUCAUAUCUCACUGGAAGAACUGUACGCGGCAUGAUUGCCCUGUGUGCCUUCCGCUGAAAAAUGCCAGUGACAAGAGGAACCAUCAACCGCUCCUUGGAUCCCCUGGUAAUGGACUCCAGAGUUCUGUUGCUUCUGGAACAAGCCAGCCAACCGCUCCUCCCCUGAGUAACCCUAACCCAAUUGACCCCAGCUCCAUGCAGAGGGCCUAUGCUGCUCUGGGCCUACCUUAUGGCAACCAGCCGCAGGCUGCAUUGCAACCACAAGUACAAGGCCAGCCAACGGCCCAGCCUCAGACCCAUCAGCAGAUGCGGACCAUAAAUGCGUUGGGAGCUAAUCAAAUGAAUCUUGCUGCGGGAGGAUUACCAGACCAGCAAGCCGGCAUGAUCUCAGAAACUGCUCUUCCGACUUCACUUGGGGCGGCAAACCCUUUAAUGAAUGAUGGCCCAAAUUCUGGCAGUGUUGCAAAUCUUGGUGGCUCUAUGCCAACGGCCACACCACCUUCAAGUGCUGGAAUGAGGAAAGCUUGGCAUGAACAUGUCACUCAGGAUUUGCGCAAUCACUUAGUCCAUAAGCUCGUCCAAGCCAUCUUCCCCACUCCUGACCCAGCUGCACUGAAAGAUCGCCGGAUGGAGAAUCUGGUGGCUUAUGCUAGGAAAGUGGAAGGCGACAUGUAUGAAUCGGCUAACAGUAGGGAUGAAUACUACCAUUUAUUGGCUGAGAAAAUCUAUAAAAUUCAAAAGGAGCUAGAAGAAAAGCGGAGGUCUCGUUUACAUAAGCAAGGGAUCAUGGGUAACCAGCCGGCCUUGCAGCCCCCAGGAGGGAGUCAGGCGGCCGGCAUUCCACAGGUGACAGCAACGAUGGCGCAGCCUGUGAGACCUCCCAACGGACCGAUGCCAAUGCCAAACGUGCCUAUGAGCCGCAUGCAGGUCUCUCAAGGGAAUGUCCAGAUGCCGCAGGCACCCAUGGGACCCCGUGCUGCUUCUCCAAUGAGCCAUCCUGUCCAGAUGAACAACAUGAGCGCCGUUCCAGCAGUGGCCAUGUCUCCCUCGCGGAUGCCCCAGCCCCAGAGCGUGAUGGGAGCCCAUCCGAGCAGCCUGCUGGGCCAGGCCUCCGCCCAGACCCAGUUCCUGCCGCAGAACCCGUUUCCUGCCUCCACCGGAGCCAUGAAUGUCAGCAGCGUGGCCAUGGGGCAGUCAGCAGCGCAGGCAGCCGGGUCACAG